CAACAGAGACAGAGGAACAAAAAGAUGGCCGACUCCCUUUUGCAAAAGGCCACCUCUGCUCUCGGUGAAGCCAAAGGAACCGUCAUCACCUCUGUUGAAACCGUUAAAACCGAUGUCGUCAAGGAUGCAGUCCACAAUGUGGUGUCAAGAGGCAUAGAUGGAGCCAAAUCGCUGGUGCACAAUUUGGAAGAGAAGAAAGGUGAAGUCUCCUCCAAAAUCGUGGGAGCUGUUACACACUUUACCGGCAGUGCGGACAAUCAGCCACUCCUAGCGGCAGGUGAUCGUGAGGUCGAGACGCCCUGGUGGAAGAACUGUUGUGAAGUUCUUGAUCUUCUCAAGACAUCAUCAUCAUCAUCAUCUACUCCCAAGUGAAGAACAGAGAGGUGAAAAAGAUCCCACCCAGUUUUUCAAACUAUGUUCUGAGUAUUCCCUUCCGUUUUCUUGAGAGUGAUUUCGGAUUGUGUUGUUUUACUUU
Molecule: messenger RNA, 475 nt
Organism: Camelina sativa (false flax)
Lineage: Eukaryota; Viridiplantae; Streptophyta; Magnoliopsida; Brassicales; Brassicaceae
Source: RefSeq, a predicted model, not a curated record